Messenger RNA from Mesorhabditis spiculigera, 1065 nucleotides. NCBI's taxonomy places the organism in Eukaryota, Metazoa, Nematoda, Chromadorea, Rhabditida, Rhabditidae. The record is from the annotation of a GenBank genome assembly.
AUGCGUUUUCGAACCUUCUUCUCGCCGCUGCUUUGGCUAGGGCUGACGUUCUUUUUCAAUGAAUUUUUCAUCUACGAGCUCAACGUGCGAGCUAGUUGUGGCUGGAUCGGGGAUGAUGAUGAGGUGUCCCAGCGUUUCUUCAUGAUCUCCGACACGCAUCUCCUCGGAAUUUACAAGGGGCAUUGGUUUGACAAGUUGCGAAGAGAAUGGCAAAUGUGGCGGUCUUAUCGGUCUGCCGUCAACUAUUUCCGGCCCAAGACUGUGUUCUUUCUAGGGGAUUUGAUGGACGAGGGCCAGUGGACAGACGAUGCGCUUUUUGCGCAGUACGCCUCGCGCUUUGAGGAGCUUUUUGGGCCUCGCGACGAAGAGGAAAUGAAAGUCUACGUUCUGCCCGGAAAUCACGAUCUGGGAUUUCAUUAUGUCCUCGAUCCCCAGCGAGUCACCUGGUUUGCCGAUCGUUUUCGCACGAGGCCGGUGGAGACGUUGAUAUUGGGUGGGCAACCCUUCGUUCUCGUCACUUCAAUGGCAUUAGAAGGAGACGGAUGCCGACUAUGCGCAGAAGCGGAAAUGGAGCUCGCGCGCCUCGGACGGCUGCUCAAAUGCGCCAAAAAUUCGAGUUGCCAUGAUCGAGAAGCCGCACAGUUUCGGCCAUAUCAACCGCCGAUCCUGCUGCAGCAUUUUCCACUGUUUAGGCUCAACGACUCGGUUUGCGCGCGUGACGACGACUUUGACUGGUCGGACCCGACGCGCGACGAGAAAUUUAGACCCGGCUGGGAUUGUCUCACCUCGGCGGCUACGGAUAAGCUCGUGGAGUGGCUCGAGCCCCGAGCAGCUUUUGCCGGGCACACGCAUCGGGGCUGUAAGAGGAGAUUUGAGACCCGUUUCGGCACGUUCAACGAGUGGACGGUCAAUUCGUUUUCGUGGCGCAACGGGCCAAAGCCCUCAUUUUUAAUGGUAACAGUCAGCGCCGGCCAGGUCAAUGUAUCUACUUGUCAUUUACCAAAUGAAAACUUUGUCAAGACGCCGAGCAACUCUGUAGCGAUAUUCAAGCAAUCAUUCCAUGCG